CAGCAGCUAUUUUGUAAAAUGCAUUUUUUUCAUGAAAAUUGUCACUGGUGAUCAGGAACACCAGACUCCAGUUUAUAGAUCAACUUUAUUCAAAGCUGUUCAUUUAGUUCUUUUGCAUAAAAUAGCACAAUAUUUUGUGAUUCUAACUUUUCUUUCUCAUGGUCAAUCCUCCUUUGGUCAGGUGUGGCUAAAUUAAGUGCAGCUGAGAAGCAGCGGUUAACAGACAUUGUGAAGAUGUUGUUUAUGAUCUUUUACUGCUUUCACUAAGUAUUAAUGAUAGUAUUUGAUUGAAUGCCAAAUGUAACAAUUUAAUCUACUUAAUUAUAAUUGAAGAAUGUGGAUCUUAUAUGGAUGUCACUGGUGUUACUGUUUUUUUUUUUUUUUGUCUGUCACAUUAAAUAAAAUGUGUCACAUUUGACAUAAUAAUUUUACAUCCAUUGAAUUGUGCCCGACUCUAGAAUUAAGAUUUAAAGGAAUACAUCAUUACUUGUUUAUAACUGCUUUUCAAAUAUUUUCAUUGUUAGCAAAUACAUGGUUGUGCAAAUUAACUGACAUCAUUCAGUCACACUUAACAAACCUGAUUAAAAUAAAUAACACGCAAUCUCCUUAUUUGUUCCAUUAUCAUUAUUUUUCUUUAACUCUGACUGAAUGUGUUGAAAUAUUUAAUUAAAACCUUUAAUAUUGCAAAAGAAGUAAGAUAACACCAGUGACAAAAAAAAAAAAAUGGUGCAUGAUCAUUUUCAUUUCCUGGAUGAUUAACUAACAUUCUUUUAUUGAUGUCUUUCUUGAAUAAUUACGUAAAGAUAUGAUAUCCGUCUCUUGGCAACGCCAUUGAAACACGUAUUUUUAAUAAGAGAAUUUAGGGUUGGUGAAGCUCUUCACUUCUUCUCUUCAAACUCCAUCACUCGUACUGUAGGAGGCGCUGUGACAUUGUUUAGUCUACCGGUAAAACCACUAAAGAAAGAAAGGCUGGAGCCCUCAGACGAUGUUGAGCAUGAAAGCGCAGAUGGAUGUGAUCUGCUGUAAAUCAGUAGGAACUGAUCUGUCCAUGCUGGAUAUUGAGGAUUUCAUCAGUGAAAUCUGUCAGCUGAAGAAAGAGGUGGCGUCACUGGAGGCAAAGCUGAGAGAAAGAGGAGACAAACCCAACAGAGAGGAUCUGGAGAAGGUUUCAGUGUGUGUGACUGAUGGGACAGAAGCUCAGGAUUCAGUCUGGAGAUCCAGAGACACACAGGACUCAGAGCUCAGCCUCACUUUACUGUGUUAUACUGACGCUCAGGAUCAUGGAUCCGCUGAUCAAACCUCUGACUGUAACGCAGGAGAACAGCAGAUGCUGCAGACGCCGCUGAAGAUGUGCUCCGUCAAACUGGUGGACUGCAGGAACCUGAUAAAAUACACAGCAGAGGAACAACAACAGAGUCAUGAGGAGGAGGAAGAGCAAGAUGGGAAUAAUGAUGGCGAAGAUGGGAAUAAUGAGGAUGAUGGGAAUGAUGAGGAUGAUGAUGAAGGAAGCAGAGGAGAAAAAACAGAAGAGGAACAACAACAGAGCCAUGAGGAAGAUGAAGAAGAUGAAUAUCAGAAUAAUGAAGUUGAUGAUGAAGAUCAGAAUGAUGAUGAUGACUUUGUUCCUUCAGACGCUGGUUCAUCUUCUGAUGGAGAAACUGCCUCUACAUCCAAAAAGCGAUGGACAAGUGGAAAAACAUUCGGCAAAAAGGAAAAUUUAGCGAGACAUAAGAGAAAACACUCAGAACAAAAAGAUUUCACCUGCAAGAUAUGUGACCUCAGCUUUUCUACUUAUGCAGAGAGGAAACUUCAUUCAAAAGAGCACACCGUGAAGAAGGAGUUUCGCUGUGAACAGUGUGGGAAGGAUUUUUUCACCACUCCUUAUAGUAUGAGAGCUCAUAUAAACACACACAGUGAAAAGACUUUACAGUGCAACGUCUGUAACAAAUAUUUCCGCACCAACGCACAUCUUUCAAUGCAUAUGAGAAUCCACACGGGUGAAAAGCCAUACAAGUGCCCUCAUUGCGAGAAGAGCUUCAGCCAGGGAUGCCAUCUGAAGAACCAUCUGCUCAAACACACCAAUAAGGGGCAGUACCAGUGCCCUCACUGUGAGAAGAGCUUCAGCCAGGGAUGCCAUCUGAAGAACCAUCUGCUCAAACACACCAAUAAGGGGCAGUACCAGUGCCCUCACUGUGAGAAGAGCUUCAGCCAGGGAUGCCAUCUGAAGAACCAUCUGCUCAAACACACCAAUAAGGGGCAGUACCAGUGCCCUCACUGUGAGAAGAGCUUUAAUCUCGGAUCAGCUCUAAAGAACCAUCUACUCGUACACUCCAGUGAGAGGCCGUACCAGUGCAGUGAAUGUGGGAACAACUUUACAAACUCAGCUUGUCUGAAGUCACACCAAAAAAUACACUCUGAUUUCAAACCGUAUCAGUGUUCAUACUGUGAGAAACGAUUCAAACAUUCGACUCACCGGAAAACCCAUGAGAGGAUUCACACCGGAGAGAAACCGUACCUGUGCUCCUACUGCGGGAAGAGCUUUUCUAGUCCAUAUCCUUUUAAAGUUCAUCUCAGAGUUCACACUGGAGAAAGACCGUAUUGCUGUAGUGAUUGUGGGAAGGGCUUUUAUAUGCUAAGUGACUUAAAAAUACAUCAGAGGACUCAUACAGGAGAAAAACCUUUUAAAUGCUCACAUUGCGACAAGGCUUUUGCUCGUUCGAGUGCCAUGAAGGUCCAUGAGCGAAUGCAUACAGGAGAGAAACCUUACCGCUGCUCCAUCUGCGGCGAGAGUUUCUCUUUUAAAUGGGGUCUUCAGAGUCACAAGAAGAAACACACUGAACCAGAAUCAUCAUAGCUUCAUCAUGUAAUUAUCUUUAGGUUGUGUAAAAAAACACUUUUGCAGUAUUCGGGGAAUGUUAUUUUAUGAAAAAUUCUCUGUAAUGUACAAAAGUAUUCUUGUUUCUUCAUAAAAUUAACCAUGUUUCUCACCAUGCAAUUGCGAACGGUUCU
This is a messenger RNA of Megalobrama amblycephala (Wuchang bream), 3009 nucleotides long. Its product is annotated as zinc finger protein 883-like. Bases 986 to 2854 code for a protein of 622 amino acids. Gene Ontology annotation, biological process: negative regulation of transcription by RNA polymerase II. The transcript has 4 exons. Gene Ontology annotation, molecular function: DNA-binding transcription repressor activity, RNA polymerase II-specific. Lineage: Eukaryota; Metazoa; Chordata; Actinopteri; Cypriniformes; Xenocyprididae. The record is from RefSeq and is a predicted model, not a curated record.